This is a messenger RNA of Aspergillus lentulus, 3303 nucleotides long. NCBI's taxonomy places the organism in Eukaryota, Fungi, Ascomycota, Eurotiomycetes, Eurotiales, Aspergillaceae. The record is from RefSeq and is a predicted model, not a curated record.
AUGGAGCGAAAAGUCCUGGACAAGAAUGCCGCUGCGGCCGCAGCGGCGCAAAAAGCCGCUUCGUCGAAAAUUCAUGCGCCUCCACCACCAUCGCUGGUUGUAGAGCCCGCGGAAGGGGGUGAGCGCUAUUCUACUGGUGCUUUUCUUGGAAAAGGAGGUUUCGCAAUCUGCUACGAAGGAACGCUAUUGCGGAAUGGAAGAGUCUUUGCAAUGAAGGUGGUGAGGGCUGAGAUGGCGCAGAAAAAGAUGCAGGAGAAGUUUCGAACCGAACUUCAAAUACAUUCGAAAAUGCGACAUCCCCACAUCGUCGAAUUCCAUCGCGCCUUUGCAUUUGACAAGUGUAUCUAUGUGGUCCUGGAGCUGUGUCCAAACGGUUCAGUAAUGGACAUGGUGAGGAAAAGGAAGUGCUUGAGCUUGCCCGAAGUGCGACGAUUCAUGAUACAGCUUUGCGGUGCCGUCAAGUAUCUCCACAAGAGGAGUGUUGCGCAUCGUGAUCUGAAAAUGGGAAAUCUGUUUUUGGAUCGUAAUAUGGACAUCAAAGUGGGAGAUUUUGGACUGGCAGCGAUGAUUAUCUCUGAAAAGGACGAGAAGCGGAGGAAAACGCUGUGUGGGACACCGAACUAUAUUGCUCCAGAGGUCCUUGAUAAGAGUAAGGGUGGUCAUACCCAGAAGGUUGAUAUUUGGUCGUUGGGUAUAAUAUGCUUUGCGAUGCUUACCGGUUAUCCGCCUUUUCAGUCUAAAACACAGGAAGAAAUAUACAAGAAAGUCAGGAAUUUGAGUUAUGUUUGGCCCAGCGGCACUCAGUGCGCCAAUCACAUCCCCGACGAGGCCAAAUCUCUGGUCAGCUCUUGUCUCAAUCUCUCAGAGAACGAGCGGCCUGACCCAGACGACAUUGUCGAACAUCCAUUCUUCAAUAUGUAUGAUGGAUGUAUCCCUCGUCGACUGGACCCAACUUGCACUGUUUCGACACCGAUCUGGCUUAGGUCGGAUGAGCCUCGUGGUGAUCGCAUGAUGCUCGGUCAUAGCCUGGAGUAUGACGAGAAGCUGUCAGGCUACAUAGAGCAUGUUGAUGACCCGGCACAGCGAUACCUCAUCUGCCGGACGGCUUUCUACAGUCUCUGUGGAGUCGGACGUAAACCAGAUGGGACAGCUCGCAAGUCCGUUGGCAAAAACUGUUCGAAAUCUGCAUUUGCGGAGUGUCUAUCUGAGGAGGAAAAGGGAAUGCAGCCAGUUAUGCCGCUGCCCGAAGACAUGGUCUACAGAUACCCUAGUGACCCAGACGGGGACUGGAGCACGCCCAGUCCUGGCCUUGCACUUGGCAAGGAUGACUCGUCACUGGACGGUACGAGGUCCUCUGGUAAGCGUACCGUAUCCAUGCGCAGUAAUUCUGCCUCUCUUUCCAGAACCCAAGCCGCUCUUGCUGCAGCCCAGCAACGACGGAAAGAACCGCAGAGUCAUGCUGCAACGCUUCGACAACAGGCAAUGGGUGCUCGAAGCUCGGUCAGGAGGAUUGCGGCUAUUUGUGAUCUACCGGCGGUGGUAGAACCCGAGUCUGCUGCUCCUGUCGUGCCAACCGGUGGACUCGCGGAAAGACCCAUUCGCGCGCGACGCGGAGUGGCGGUCUCGUACUCAGGUUCAACGCGUGACUUGGACAGGAAGAUUGUGCCAUCCACCAGUGACCCUGGGAUGCUAACAGUGGGUAAAACACGGUCGCAGUCUCGACGACUCGGAGCGGCAAGCAACGACGCACUUUCCGCUCCCGCCGUCAUCAAAGAGCGGCCUGUCUCCUCAGCGUUGGACAAUCUACCUACGAGGUUACGCCAAAGCUCUGCACGUUCAGUUGCGAGGCAAGAAGCUCUCCAAUCUUCCAAGCGGCAGGAGCUAGAAGAAGAAGUCAAGGCGAUGGAAGUGCCAAGUGGAGAUGGCCGUCUGCGAACAGAAGCCGCCGUAAGCCGUUCCAGUAGCAAAACAGCCUCCACGUCAAGCAGUAAGCGCUCGACAUUAGGACUGUAUCCACUCCUUCAUCCGGAUGAUCACUGCGAGAUGAUGCCAAGGACAUCUCUCGAGGAUGUCAACACCGACCUCCGACUGAUGCUUUCUAACCUGGUGCCUCCGACAUCUGGUCGCCGGCGCGUAAGCUCGAGAAGGACACCCCAUGCAUACGUCAUCAAAUGGGUAGACUACACUAAUCGUUAUGGCAUUGGGUAUGUUCUAGAUGACGGUAGUGUGGGAUGCGUGUUCAAAGCGGAGAACGGCCAGCCGGCCAGUGGAGUUCUGCUACGGAAUGGUGAAAGGCAUAUCCGUCGGAAAGCCCGUAGCCUAAGCAAACAAAAGGAUGCAGCCUCUACCUACUCCGAGGCUGAUCAGCUCGUGCCUCGUAACGGCAAGCCGGUGGAAUUCUAUGAGAACUGCGAAAUCACAUCGUUAGACGGUCUGACGGGGAUCAGGCGUGCGCUCAUUCCCCCUUCUGUUUUCGAGGUGAAGCCGUCUUCCGAUGGCUCCUCUGGUGCUGGAAUCAAGGUUCGCACAAACUCCGGUCUCGAACGCGCGCGUGCCGAUGCAGAGAAGAUCAAACGCGUGAAGCUGGUUGAUCAGUUCGGCAAGUAUAUGAUUGGAUCCUUGGGCAGACAUGACGACGAUGACGUCUCGGAAGAUGAUAAACCAACAGACGGGCUUGGCCAGUUUAUCAAGUUCUACCAGCGAUUGGGCAAUGUCGGUGUCUGGGGGUUUGGCGACGGAGCUUUCCAGUUCAAUUUCCCCGACCACACAAAGCUUGUCAUUUCCCCCGGUCGUACAAGAGCCUCAUCACCCUGGAUUGACUUCUAUCAUCUCUCCCCUUCGGCGGCCCGGUAUCUGAGUGCAAAAGGAAAGAUGCACCCGUCCGGAUUUGACACUCGAGCCGUCGCUUCAGACGAGGCCACGGCAUUCCUGAGCAUUGCACAUGGCAGCAUGAUGAGCUCCGUGGAUGAGCGCAUUCGCGAUGUUUUGGAAGCCAACUUUUUUCUGGAGAAGAUCAGCUUUAUCAAGGAAGUCAUGAAGAGCUGGGUUAAGCAUGGGCGCUUGGGAGGUGGACCAUCGCAAGAUCAGACUUCAGUUGACGCUUCCAAGAUGCUUUGGGAGGGCAUUCAGGAGCGGGCGCAACUUGGAGGAGGCAAGUUUGUUUGGGUGACCGUCGGGGCUCCUGGAGGGGAUGGCGAGUAUCGAUCCAUUUCUCUGAAAGAGAAAGAAACAGAAGGAAGAGAGAAUGACCCGGAAAUGGAGUCUUUACGAGAGCGAUUGCGGGCAUUAGCUACCAAGCCGUAG